AUGGUUAGGGCUAAUGCAUCCGUGAGCAUAAAGGUGCUCCUGAACGCCACGGCAGCGCACUUUGGUUUUAGGCUGACUUACCAGAGGGUUUGGAUGGCGAAGCAGAAAUCUAUUGCCCUCAUCUACAGUGACUGGGAUGAGUCCUACAACGACUUGCCUAGGUGGGUGUUGGGUGUCCAGCUGACGAUGCCUGGUAGUGUUGCGGUCCUUAAGACGAGUCCGGUUCGAGUUGGAGGACAGGACGGGAACUCCAACAUUCUACCUGUCGCAUUCGCACUAGUAGAGGGUGAGAAUGCAGAGUCCUGGACAUUCUUUCUCUCGCACCUUCGACAGCACGUGACCCCGCAGCCCGGUCUGCUGGUUAUAUCGGACAGGCACAACGGCAUCAAGGCUGCGCUUGAGGCCCCUGACGGCGGUUGGUUACCGCCAUCUGCGUAUCGUGCAUUCUGCAUACGACACGUAGCGGCUAAUUUUGCCCUUACCUUCAAGGGCAAAGACGCUAAGAGGCUCCUAGUGAACGCGGCGUAUGCGAAGACCGAGGUUGAGUUUGAUUACUGGUUUGAUAUUCUGCAAUCUGAAGAUCCGGCGAUGUGUGAGUGGGCGAACCGGAUUGAUUACUCGUUGUGGACUCAGCAUCGUGAUGAGGGGCGGAGAUUCGGUCACAUGACGACGAACAUCUCCGAGUGUGUGAACUCUAUCCUCAAGGGGGUGAGAAAUCUCCCUGUAGCAUCCCUGGUGAAGGCAACAUAUUGUAGGCUUGCGGAACUCUUUGUUCGCAAGGGGAGAGAGGCUGAGGCCCAGAUGGGAACGGGACAACAAUUCAGUCAGCAUUUGGUGAAGUGUAUUGAGGCCAACUUGAAGACGGCCAGGUGCUUCACGGUGACGCUGUAUGACCGGGAUAACUCCGAGUUCACUGUAGCAGAGACCACUCCGACUGGUUCUUUCUCCUUGGGUACUUACAGAGUAUCACUUGCCUCUCGGACAUGUGACUGCGGGUACUUCCAGGCUCUUCAUUUCCCGUGUCAGCACGCCCUUGCAUGCUGUGCCUACUCACGGGUCACCUGGACCUCUUACGUUCACAGCGUCUAUCAGAUUAGCUCGGUGUUCAGUGUGUAUCGGAUGGGAUUCACACCUCCGAUCCCGGAGGGCUUCUGGCCACCUUAG
Molecule: messenger RNA, 1164 nt
Organism: Arachis duranensis
Lineage: Eukaryota; Viridiplantae; Streptophyta; Magnoliopsida; Fabales; Fabaceae
Exons: 2
Coding region: 1-1164 (387 amino acids)
Molecular function (GO): zinc ion binding
Source: RefSeq, a predicted model, not a curated record